AUGGAGCCGGGCGUGGCGGUGCCCUCGACGCCGUGCGACCUGCGGCGGCUGCGGCAGGAGCUGGAGAAGGCGGUGGGAAAGCGCAUGAUGUGCGACGUGCCGUUCGGCGUGCUGCUGUACGGGGGCAUCGACUCGGCGGUGAUCGCGGCGAUCGUGUGCAGGCUGUACAACGAGCGCUUCAAGAAGGAGCAGAACGAGCACUUCUGGACGCCCAAGAUCCACUCCUUCGCCAUCGGGCUGCGCGGCUCGCGGGACCUCGCCUGCGCGCGGCAGGUGGCGGCGCACGUGGGCUGCACGCACCACGAGUUCACCUUCGAGGCGCAGGAGGCGAUCGACGCGCUGCCGGACCUGAUCUACAUGAUCGAGUCCUACGACGUGCCCACGGUGCGCGCGGCGCUGCUGAACUACUUCCUCUACCGGCUGAUCAAGAGCAUCGGCGUGAAGAUGGUGAUCACGGGCGAGGGCGCGGCGGACCUCUUCGGCUGCGCCGCGGACAUGCAGGCGCAGCGCGACCCGCAGCUGCUGCACAGGGCCAUCGUGGGCCGGCUCGCGGACAUGCACUUCACCGACUCGCUGCGCGCCAACAAGGCCUCCAUGAGCUGGGGCGUCGAGGCCCGCGUGCCCUACCUCGACGUCAACUUCGUCGCCUUCGCCAUGGCCAUCGACCCCGCCGACAAGUGCGGCGCCCGCGGCCGCCUCCCCAAGCAGCUGCUGCGCGACGCCUACAAGGACGAGCUCCCGCACUGCGUGCUCGACCGCGCCGCCGUCGACAACCAGUUCGGCGUGUCUUGCGAGUGGGUCGCUGCGCUGCAGCGCCACGCGCAGGAGCGCGUUUCCGACUUCAUGCUUGCCAACGCCGCCAUCCUCUUCCCCUACAACCCGCCGCGUUCCAAGGAGGCUUACCUUUACCGCAGCCUCUUCAGCGACCACUUUCCCGACCAGAGCGUCGCCAAGAUCGUCCCCGGCGGCCACCCCGAGCCCCCGGGGCCCCUCAGCCCCCCCGCCGCCGCCCGCAACGGCCCGCUCGACCGGCA
Molecule: messenger RNA, 1034 nt
Organism: Eimeria tenella
Lineage: Eukaryota; Apicomplexa; Conoidasida; Eucoccidiorida; Eimeriidae
Product: asparagine synthase, putative
Exons: 1
Cellular component (GO): cytosol
Molecular function (GO): asparagine synthase (glutamine-hydrolyzing) activity
Source: RefSeq, a predicted model, not a curated record